This is a messenger RNA of Notodromas monacha, 1135 nucleotides long. The record is from the annotation of a GenBank genome assembly. NCBI's taxonomy places the organism in Eukaryota, Metazoa, Arthropoda, Ostracoda, Podocopida, Cyprididae.
AAACACAUUCCCUCGGAAAAAUAAAUAAAUUCAUGGACAUUAAAUACCCAGCUCCUGUUCUGAUCACGAAGCCAGCUGCUCCUGGGGAAGGAGAAACGCAAGCACAAUUAUAGCUAACCUUCCAUAUUUACUAGUAAGCAGACGGUAGGAAAAAAAAAUUAAGGAAACUUGGCACUUGGAACCAGCUUAUCGCGAAAUUUCCUUCGGCGCGGAGAAUAAGAAAAAAAAAGGCGUGAAAUUGACAUAACCCUGGUGGAAACUGAAGAACAGAAUGAUUUUUGCGGGAUUGCGGGCUAAAGAGCUUUUUCUAGUUGUGGUGUUAUCCGGAUUCAUCUUCGACACGCUUCAAGCAGAGCAAAAUGAAGAUACACCCGAGGAAGAUGAGCCCCAGGUCAGGUCAUGGAAGGACACGUCAUCACUUUCCAAAUCUCGCACAAGAUAUUCCUUGAGGAAUCACCGAAAAAAUUCGUCGCCACGAGAUCGCACAACAUAUUCUCGCAAUAACCCCUGGCGAAACCCGAUUGAACGCACGAGGGAUUCAAUAGCCUUCAGAGCCCGAGGCAGAGAGAACCCUUACGCCAAAAGACGUCCGGAUCAAAGAGCAUCGUCUCUGGUGAUCGGCGGACCCAAAGACAAAAUGACGAAGAAUUCAAACGACACACGCCAACGUCCAACGAAACGACCGAAACAGCAGCAGAGAAGUAAAUUACCGGAAAUCACCGACGAAGAACAGUUCAAAGGAGCAAUUUCCUACAUUGGAGGCAAAUACAUGGACGUGUCCGCAACUCCACCCGCGGAAGCACUCGUCAGGGGCAAACUUCCAGCACACGGCAUUUUGGUGGACCGACAGGACGGCGAAGGAUUCAAAUUUUUCGACGCGGAUCAAUACGAGUGAAGCAAAACCGUACUCAAAUGCGAAGAAGGUCUUCUGCAACCAGGAAGUUCAAAAAAUAAAAACAAUCCAUCGUCCAGAAAAAAAGGAGACUUUGACCCGGGCUUUGAAUUAACAAUAACCUUGGCAAAAUACCCCCCUUUAUCUGGGUCAUCUGCAUCCAUCCAAGGCCAUUGCACUUUUAUGUAAUUGCAAAAUAAAAAGACAGGUGGUUUCUGCAAAAAAAUGCUCCCUACAACACAU